This is a messenger RNA of Colletotrichum orchidophilum, 531 nucleotides long. RefSeq lists its product as uncharacterized. NCBI's taxonomy places the organism in Eukaryota, Fungi, Ascomycota, Sordariomycetes, Glomerellales, Glomerellaceae. Bases 1 to 531 code for a protein of 176 amino acids. The transcript has 2 exons. The record is from RefSeq and is a predicted model, not a curated record.
AUGAUCACCAGUGCGCUGGCGCAAGGCCGCGCCUCGCUCGCUCUGGGCAAUAUUGUCGCAUUUGGAGCCUAUCUACUCUCGAUAGUCUGGGCAAUUAGCCGAGGAACGCUGGUUCCUCCGGAGGCGUCAGACAGCGAUAGCUCCAGCGACUCAGAAGACUCGGACUCUUCUGAUUCUUCGUCCACUACUUGGCGAGAGAUAAACGCCGGAGAGAAACAGCCUGUGCUCCGUCCCUCGGAACGAUUUUUGCGCCGCCGCCGCCUCGGGUUGACGUACCACAUCGCCUACCUCUUUGCCGGCUUCCUCGCCAUCUGCCUGUCAGGUUACAUCCUCUCCAUGCAGCAACCCAAAUCGCCGAUGUCCUCGUCGCCUCCGAAAUCCUCUUCGGAUUUCUCUCCAUCGGCACAAUAUUGCCAGAAAAGUUCAUCGCCGUGCUCAGCCGCCGUGGCGGGCACGGCGGCAUCCUCGUCGCCAACACGGUUGGCAGCAACGUCUUUUUGCGCGCGGUCCGCUUGGGUAUCGUCCUGGUGA